CUAGGCGGAGUGAAAUUAAAGAUAGGCAUGAUAUCUGCCUUUGCCUAGCAUACUGGCCUUGUAUGGCUGUUUUCUGUCAGCACACAGAUAAUAUUCUUGCCCUUUAAAUGCUACUUAAGGAGUAAAAAGCCUGCGGCGGCUUGUCAGAUCUCGUCUGCUUUUACUUCAUAGUGGAUUUACAGUCUUUUUAGUGUCCUGUUGUCCUUUAAUGUGAGAGGAAGCUAACUGAAGGUUGUAGUAUGGCCUGAAAAUUUGACCUAGCAGGACAACACGUCUGUGGGCUGCUUGCUAUUAACGCCAGAGAGGGAAAGACACAGCUGGAGAUACAAGCGGCUUUUUAUACCGGAAGAGAAUCCUGAGGUCGUCAUGGGGAGCAAAGUCAGCUCCAAAAUGGCAGCUCCCACCGCCCGAGUUAUUCAGGCUGUACGGCCUCAUGCACCUCUGAUAAAGUUCCCCAGCAGACAAGGCAUCCCGAGGCCCAACGUCGAAGAGGCGUUGAAAACAUUAGGAGUUCUUCCACAACACAACGCUCCUGGUCCCUCUCCAGCUGCAGCGUCGGCUCUGAUAUCAAGACCUCAUGUACCUUUGACUCCCAUCCCUGGCACACCAGACUCUCUGGCCUCUAUUCAGCAACUCCCUGCCAGGUACCGCAGGAGACCGUUGACGGCGGAUGAAAUGGACUACAUCCAGCGUGGCGGACCAGAGUGACAUGAAGCAACUCAAUCACUGCAACCAAAGUCCUUAUCUGUUGGAGAUCAGUAUGUGUCUUUAAGUCUGUCCUCAGCACAAGAGAACCCAAUGCCAUGAGACAUGUAGAAUAAAGUAUACCAUGAAUCCUGUUUAAAAUGUACAUAUGUUUAUUCUAAGAUGUUAAUUUUUAAGUUUUGAGUUCAUGCUAGGGGACGUCUUCGUUGUAAUCCGCACCGCGAAGCCCAAACAGCAGCUUCUUCUUUUAUUUACAGUCCUGCAUUGCACAUAGUCCUGACAGCUUCUUGUUUUUGAUAAAUCUUAACAUUUUACCAGCUCAGCUCACCAUUUUUCAGACUUGUUCAAGCUGCAGUAUAGGGCUGAACGAUUUGGGGAAAGUAUUUAAUUGCAAUUCACCAUUUCUGAGAGUCAAGCCUCAUUUCAGUACUCGCUACAGAUUAAAACGGGAGAAUUUAUUUACUCAAUGGCUCGACAGUUUACAAACCGACUUAGACGUGCUGCUCACCUUCUAUCCUAAGUUGCAGCCCUUUUUGCAAUUUCGAUUUGAAACUGAGCAGCUGUUCAGCCCGACUGCAGCACCACUACACCCAAAUCCAAACAGGAUUCUCUGGCAGAUACACAAACAAUUUUCCAUUUCUUUCACUGCAGUAAACUGAUCUGUUUCUUGGAGCUAAACAGACUGUAGAGAUGGAGGAUAUCAAGUUGCAACCGUACUGCAUGAAAUGGUGUUGCGUUCAUGUGAACCGCUGGAUUUAAAUGAUUAAAAGAUUGUGUUUUGA
This is a messenger RNA of Stegastes partitus (bicolor damselfish), 1487 nucleotides long. RefSeq names its product alpha-ketoglutarate dehydrogenase subunit 4 (gene kgd4). The transcript has 5 exons. Gene Ontology annotation, cellular component: oxoglutarate dehydrogenase complex. The record is from RefSeq and is a predicted model, not a curated record. Gene Ontology annotation, biological process: 2-oxoglutarate metabolic process. Gene Ontology annotation, molecular function: oxoglutarate dehydrogenase (succinyl-transferring) activity. The coding region runs from base 367 to 708 and encodes 113 amino acids. Lineage: Eukaryota; Metazoa; Chordata; Actinopteri; Pomacentridae.